Molecule: messenger RNA, 2220 nt
Organism: Vicia faba (fava bean)
Lineage: Eukaryota; Viridiplantae; Streptophyta; Magnoliopsida; Fabales; Fabaceae
Source: the annotation of a GenBank genome assembly
AUGGCUCCUUCUUCUCCGAGUGAGAGUUGCCCGCAACCUCUUUCAACCGCAGAGAACGAUCUCCAGCCAUUCUUUGUUCUACAUAAAGCUUCACAUCACGGGAAAGAUAGAACAUCAGCAGGACAAGGAAAAUCUCGCAAGAGAAAUAAGCUUUCGCCUAUAUUGUCACAGAGUGCAAAUAAACCAGAAGGAAGUUCAACCGAAGAAUGUGAUCGCUAUAUGCGCCGGAAAAUGCAGAUUGAAGCUUUUGAUAUUGUUUGGACAAAAAUUGAAUCUACCAUUAAGGAUGUUUUGAGAGACCUCAAUGCUAGUGUAUUCAAUAAUAUACAGCAAUGGGUUAUGGAGUGCUUUGAUGCUAUUAGAUUGGUUGGAGAACCUAGCAUUGCUGAAGCAACUCGGUCUUUUCCUGUUCUAAAUAAUACUACUCCUUUGAAGGUGUACAGUGCAUUAGUUAUUACCAGAAACAUAGAGUUUGUUGAUGAUAUAAUGACAUUUGAAGAGCUUGGCCUUUUCUUGAAAUCCCAUGGAUGCCAUGUGACUAAGCUUUCUUCAAUGGAGUUUUCGUUAAAAAAUGGGAUUGCUGGUUGCUUGAAAGCGUUAUUGCGAGAGUUUAUAGGGAGUUCUUUCGACCCAGCUGAUAUACAAACCUUAGCGUCAUGGUAUAGAGAACAAGACAACUACAAUAAACCACUAGUGCUGAUGAUUAAUGAUUUGGAAAGGUGUUGCGGAUCAGUCUUAACUGAUUUUAUCCUUAUGUUGAGUGAAUGGGUUGUCAAGGUGCCAAUCAUCUUAAUAUUUGGAGUUGCAACAACAGUGGAUGCCCCAAGAAACAUUUUUCCAUCACAUGCUCUUGAAUGUUUGUGCCCUUCUAUGUUUAUGCUUGUAACACCAGCUGAGAGAAUGGAUGCAAUUGUUGAAUCUGUUUUUAUAAAACAUUGCACCACAUUUAAUAUUGGUCAUAAAGUGGCGCAGUUAUUGAGAAACUACUUCAUCAACCAGGAUGGGACAGUAACAUCUUUUAUAAGAGCUUUGAAGGUAGCAUGCUUAUUACACUUCUCUAUGGAACCUUUGAGUCUCAUACAAGGGAGAGUUAUCGUUGAAGAUCAGCUGAGAAAUUCUGGAUUAUCACCUGAGACAAUGUUGAAAUACAUGGAGGAGCUUCCAUCACAUGCAAGUUAUAAUUUGUCUAGGAAUAAAAUGGAUGAUCAGACUAACAAGAGCAUGGCGGAGGGUUUGUCAGAAUUGCUGACAGUGCAGAAACUAUGGAGCACUGUGGUUCUUUGCCUAUAUGAGGCUGGAAAAUAUAGCGGAGUCCGGCUGCUGGAUUUGUUUUGUGAAGCACUCAAUCAUGUUUUGUAUCCAUCAAGGGAUUCUGUUUGUAAGAAGAGGGAUGAAAAAGACCAUGACUUGUCCUUAACAAAUGAUCCCUGUCAGCAAUAUUCCAUCAUGCAAAGUGGAGGUUAUAUUUGCCAGAUAGUACGCAAAGUGAGGGAUCUCCCUUCAGGAAAGCUAGAUCAAUUGAUUGAGAGUUGGGAAAAACUUACAGUAGAUAUUUCAGAGAUUUAUGAGAAACUGAAAAUCUUGCAAUCUUCAAUAAGAUGUAAAGAUGGAAAGAGUUCACUCAGGAAUUCCAAGGACAUUUCCAAGAGAGGUGUGUCCAAGGGUUCUAUAAAUAAUGACAAGGACUCAAGAAUGUCUAACUUGCAAGCUAUUGCAUUUCUUGAUGAUUUAGUCAGAAAUUACUUGAGGCCCAUUGAAGGAAUACCGUUCCAUGAAAUUUUCUGCUUCAAGAAUGUUGAGAAGCUUCAACUGGUUUUGAUUGGAGAUCCAAGGAGAACGAUUCAAGUUGAUCUGUUGGAGUUCCAUAAUAUGUUACAUUGUAGUUGCUGUAACAAGAGUGGCAAAGCCCUAUUGCCAUCCAUGCAUGAUUCUUCAAUCAUGUAUUCACUGGCUCAAGAGCACGGAGAUCUUAUCAAUCUUCAUGACUGGUUCCAGUCUUUUAGAACAAUUGUUCAACAUACAAAUAAGCGGAAACAAAAACCGAAGCAUACUCCCCAACCCAAGAAGAGAAAAGACACGACUGGAUCUGAAGAUCAAAAUGAAGCGUCAAUUCAAGCACGAUUUUGCAGGGGAGUUAUAGAGCUGCAGGUCACUGGACUAGUAAGAAUGCCUAGCAAAAGACGUCCAGAUUUUGUACAGAGAAUAGCAUUUGGAAUUUGA